This is a messenger RNA of Aspergillus glaucus CBS 516.65, 2080 nucleotides long. RefSeq names its product sugar porter family MFS transporter. The coding region runs from base 181 to 1821 and encodes 546 amino acids. Gene Ontology annotation, biological process: carbohydrate transport; transmembrane transport. Lineage: Eukaryota; Fungi; Ascomycota; Eurotiomycetes; Eurotiales; Aspergillaceae. Gene Ontology annotation, cellular component: membrane. The transcript has a single exon. The record is from RefSeq and is a predicted model, not a curated record. Gene Ontology annotation, molecular function: carbohydrate:proton symporter activity.
CCGGCACCCAUUGUCCCCUAGAACCUUGUCUGUCCCUCUUUGAUUAAUCAAACCGUAAGACUGGCACUAAAUCCCGAUGGAUACAAAAUUGCUCAUGCCCCCCGCCAGCAUGGUUGUGAGUUUUCUCCUGUUACCAUUGUCCUGGUGCUUGUCUUGUCUUCCUCCCAUACCAGCAACAAGAUGUGGACAACAACCUGUGGCUUGCGGGGCAGGAAGCUCCAUAUUGCCAUUACCAUCACCUCCGUUCUGGGAUUCUCACUCUUCGGUUAUGAUCAGGGUUUGAUGUCCGGUAUCAUUUCCGGCGACCAAUUCACCAAGGAGUUCUCCCCUCUCUAUAUUCCCCCAGAGGAUGACCCAUCUUACUCCGCCUCUUACUCUCAGCAUGUCUCGGUCCUCCGUGGUGCGGUGACUGCCUGUUACGAACUCGGUUGUUUCUUCGGCGCCAUUUUCACCCUCAUGUACGGUGAAAAGAUCGGUCGAACCCCGUUGCUGGUCGCCGGAGGAAUCAUCAUGGUCGUCGGUGCCGUCAUCUCCACCGCUGCUUUCGGUCCUCAAUGGGGUUUGGGUCAGUUCGUUGUCGGUCGUGUGAUUUCAGGUCUUGGAAACGGCAUGGAUACGGCGACAAUUCCGGUCUGGCAGUCAGAAUGUUCUCGCGCUCACAAUCGGGGGUUCCUUGUCUGUUUUGAGGGUGCCAUUAUCGCCGUCGGCACUUUCGUCGCCUAUUGGGUCGACUUUGGUCUCUCGUACGUUAAUACUUCGGUCCAGUGGCGCUUCCCUGUCGCGUUCCAGAUCAUCUUCGCCAUUCUUGUCACCGUCGGCGCUUUGAUGCUGCCCGAGUCCCCUCGCUGGUUUGUCAUGAGGGGGCGUGAUGAGGAAGCACGCCAUGUCCUGGCCCAACUCAACGAUGCUGAACCCGAUUCGGAGAGUGUGCUCAACGAUUUCAACCUCAUGAAGGCCGACCUCAGAUCGACCCAGGACACCAAGGCCAGCUGGAAGACGCUCUUCACCUUUGGCAAGACCCAGGAAUUCCAGCGCAUGAUGAUCGGUUGCUCCGGUCAGUUUUUCCAGCAAUUCACCGGCUGCAACGCCGCCAUCUACUAUUCCACGCUGCUCUUUGAACAGAAUUUGAAUAUGUCACACCGUCUCUCAUUGGUUCUGGGUGGUGUCUUUGCCACAGUCUAUGCCCUCGCUACUAUUCCCUCCUUUUUCAUGAUUGAGAGGGUUGGCCGCCGCAACCUAUUCUUGAUCGGUUUCCUUGGCCAGGGUCUCAGUUUCAUCAUCACCAUGGGUUGCCUGGUUGACCCCACUGUGGAGAACUCCAAGGGUGCCAUUGUUGGUAUCUUCCUUUUCAUCUGCUUCUUCGCCUUCACGACUCUGCCGCUGCCCUGGAUCUACCCGCCGGAGAUCAACCCUCUCCGCACCCGUACCAUGGCGGCUGCGGCCUCGACUUGCACCAACUGGAUCUGCAACUUUGCCGUCGUCAUGUUCACCCCCGUUUUCUCCGACGCCAGUGGCUGGGGCAUCUACCUCUUCUUCGCACUCGUCAACUUUUGCGCCGUGCCCUUCGCCUGGUUCUUCUACGCUGAAACUGCGGGCCGUGAUCUGGAAGAGGUUGACAUUAUUUUCGCCAAGGCCCAUAUCGAGGGCAAGUGGGCCUACCAGGUCGCCAAUGAGUUGCCCAAGCUCAGUGCCGACCAGAUUGCUCAGAUGUCCGGUGACCUGGGCUUGAGUUUGCCGGAUGCGAGAGUCACAUAUGGAGCUGAAAAGGCAGAGAUCGCCAUUAGCAGUGGCGACAGCCAGGAGAAGCAUAUCACCGAAUAGAUAUCUCCUAUACUAACAGACAGUGGCCAUGUACAGUCAGGCCGUUUGAAGUUUAAUUUGGAGACGGAAAGAAUUGGCUCGCGGUGGGGUGCCACUGAUAGAUAUAAAUUAAUGUCUUGAUCCUCGCGCUAUUCUUAAUUGACUAUUUUGCUUCGCAUAAUUUGUACGUACAAGAAUGACAUUGUUACUCUUUUCUUCUGUCACAUAACGUUAUGGCUGGAAGCCGGUCUUCGACUUCAACUCCGUAGCUAAAUACGCG